UUGCGCCUGGCCACACUGUUUGCACUAACAAAACAAAAAACUUAACAAAAGUCAUUUACUAAUAUUACUGCCGUCGAUUUAGUUAGCGCGAACCGACACCGAGCUCAGGCAAACAGCGCUACCGUUCGAUUCAAGGGAAAGAACAACUUGUAAUACUUGGAAAAGAUGCAGAUCAAAGAAUUCCGUGUGACCUUGCCAUUAACUGUGGAAGAGUAUCAAGUAGCACAAUUAUUCUCGGUGGCCGAGGCAUCAAAAGAGAAUACGGGCGGCGGUGAGGGCAUCGAGGUGUUAAAGAACGAACCUUUCAACGAUGUUCCCCUGCUGGGCGGAAAAUACAAUUCCGGACAAUACACAUAUAAGAUCUACCAUCUGCAAUCAAAAGUUCCAGCUUAUAUAAGACUCUUGGCGCCCAAGGGCUCGCUGGAGAUCCACGAGGAGGCAUGGAAUGCAUAUCCCUAUUGUCGAACGAUUAUUACGAAUCCCGGUUAUAUGAAUAAAAACUUUAGAGUAGAUGUCUAUUCGCAACACAUUGAUAAUGACACUGGCGAAGUCGAGAACGUGCACGAGCUGACGCCGGAUAAGCUGAAAAUACGCGAGGUGGUGUACAUUGACAUUGCUAAUGAUCCGGUCCUGCCAGCGGACUACAAGCCCGAUGAGGAUCCAACCACCUACCAGUCAAAGAAGACGGGCCGCGGUCCCCUGGUGGGAGCCGAUUGGAAAAAGCACGUGAAACCCGUAAUGACCUGCUACAAGCUGGUGACGUGCGAGUUCAAAUGGUUCGGCCUGCAAACUAGAGUAGAAAAUUUCAUACAAAAGUCGGAGCGACGCCUCUUCACAAACUUCCAUCGCCAAGUUUUCUGUUCAACUGAUCGCUGGUACGGUCUGACAAUGGACGACAUCCGCGCCAUCGAGGAACAGACCAAAGAGGACCUGGACAAGGCGCGGCAGGUGGGCGAGGUGCGGGGCAUGCGCGCGGACGCCGACUAAGUCUAGUUACAAAAUUCUAAACCAACAAUAUAUGUGUAUGUAAAGAUCAGGCGAAACAAAACUGAAACUAGAUGCGAUGGGAAGGAAAGCGAGCGAUAAUGAAAUUGAGAUAAAAUUGCAUAAAUAAAUUUACAAUACCAAACAAA
Messenger RNA from Drosophila kikkawai, 1133 nucleotides. It is a transcript of the gene vib, whose product is annotated as phosphatidylinositol transfer protein vib. NCBI's taxonomy places the organism in Eukaryota, Metazoa, Arthropoda, Insecta, Diptera, Drosophilidae. Gene Ontology annotation, biological process: phospholipid transport. Gene Ontology annotation, molecular function: phosphatidylinositol transfer activity; phosphatidylinositol binding; phosphatidylcholine intramembrane carrier activity. Gene Ontology annotation, cellular component: cytoplasm. The record is from RefSeq and is a predicted model, not a curated record.